This is a messenger RNA of Melopsittacus undulatus (budgerigar), 3212 nucleotides long. It is a transcript of the gene CFAP70, whose product is annotated as cilia and flagella associated protein 70. Gene Ontology annotation, cellular component: motile cilium; extracellular exosome. The record is from RefSeq and is a predicted model, not a curated record. The coding region runs from base 6 to 3212 and encodes 1068 amino acids. NCBI's taxonomy places the organism in Eukaryota, Metazoa, Chordata, Aves, Psittaciformes, Psittaculidae. The transcript has 27 exons. Gene Ontology annotation, biological process: cilium assembly; cilium movement. Gene Ontology annotation, molecular function: protein binding.
GAGCCAUGGAGGUCUCUACGGGGCUGGAUUCCAGAAAAGAGUCCACUGUAUCUGUUCCCAGUGAGUCACAGCCGACACCAGUACAGAUCACAGUGCUGAGAGCGCAGGACCUGAAAACUCUCAAAAGCGACGUGUCAGUCACUUCAGUGUGUGUGGAGUACAACGGAGUGAUCCUGGGAGACUCCUCCAGGACUAAUGUCCUGCCAAACGGGACAGCAGACUACAAUUUCACAACCAGCUUUGACUACAGCCCCAAUGGGCCCAACUCCCUGGAUGACAUUGCACAAACCCCUGUGCUCUUGACAGUGAUAGAAAUGUUGCAAAAGGACAAGAAACAGAAGGACAGGACCGUACCUCUUGGCCAAGCUGUGGUGGACCUUCUACCUCUACUGCAAGGACAGUGUUCAUUUCAGGUCACAGCUCCUUUAUAUGCAGUGUCUACCUCUCCAUCAGAGAGCCUUCACCCAGAGGCCAAGGGUGGCCUUGAAGUGACAGUGAGCACCAAAGAGCCUUUGGUUUCUGCCACACAGCUUUCAGACGGUAACUUCCUGAGCAUCACACUGGAGGCAGCUUAUUCUAUCCCUGAAGCAUUUGCUGUCACAGAACCUCUGCAAAACUACAUGGCUUGCUUGCAAGUACCAGCAGCUGGGGAGAAAGAACUUCCCUUACUCUUCAAGAAUGGCAUCCUGAAGCUUGCUGGUGAGAAAGAGCCAUUACCCCGCCCCAAAAAGUGGCCCCUUGCUAACAUCGUGGCCCCUGGUGCUCUGAGCAUACCAAACUCCUUCAUUGUUGGUGGUCCCUAUGAGGAUGAAGAUGGAGAGCUCAAAAAAGAAGAGGACAGGGAAUUUAGGAUCCAAGCAGAAAGCAUGAAGAGAGUUGUGUGGGACAUGGAAAGUCGUUGUUACCUGGAUCCUGCUGCAGUAAUCACUCUGCAGAAGCGUAUUGCAGAGUGCCAGUACUGGCCCGUGGAGAUCUGCAGGGUAUGUGCAGCCUUACCCAGCAAACGGAAAACCAGCAAAGCUGACAAGGGAGAUGAGGAAAAGCAGAUUUCCUUCCAUGGUGUGGCUUAUGUCAACAUGAUGCCUUUGCUCUGCCCUGGUGUGAAGAAGAUCAGAGGUGCUUUUCGUGUCUGUGCCUACCAAGACAACAAAGUGUUUGAGAAGACCAAAAGACAGCACAGUGUUUUCCAGGAUCUUAGGGGGCAGCUCAGUGUGACUCGGAGAGGCUCAGGGACCUCAGAAAUCGGUGCUCCUCUUAACCGAGCUGCUCCCAACAAGACUCAGAAGGAAGACAAAGAGAAAACCACCAACAAGAAGAUGUCCCACACACCCAAACUUCAGUUGCCAAAUGGCACAGGAGAAGCGGAAAACGCCGUGCAUCUCAACAACCUUGAAGGACAGCAAUACACUGAAGCAGGAACAUUCCUGGUGAUGGAGAUAAAGCUGCAUAAGGCCUUGGUACCAAGAAGACUGCGAGAGGAGCUCACCAAACAGGUCAAGCAAAUGAUUCCUCCUCGCCCUCCACUGCCUCCUCGGACAUCAGGAGCCCAGAAGGCUGUGGAAGAUUAUCACCACCACGUCAGGAGCAUUGCUGCUGCAAUCCUAAAUGAAUGCCAUGAGCUCUUUGGGAAGCAGCUGCCUGACCAAAGAACAACAGACCACCAAACCCUGGAGGAACAGAAGCGUCAGCUCAACUUUGAGCUGAACAGCUCUGGCAAAUACUUUGCUUUUAAGGAACAGCUAAAGUAUGCUGUAGUGAAGAUUGUGAGGGAGAAAUAUCUGAAGACCACAGCAUUUGAGAGCCAGGAGCAAUUCCAGGCAUUCCUCAGUGAGCUCUAUGUGUACCUCAUGGACCAGAUGCACAUUGCCCUGAAUGAGCUGCUGUUUGAGGAAGCUGCUCCUUCUGCCCCUCCAUCCCAAGUGACCCAGAAGCAGCUCUGGCUCUUUGCUCAUGAGGCUCAAGUCAUCAAAGACUACAAGCUGGCAUCUCUCUACCACCAGCAGAGGAUAGCUAAGGACCAGUACAACAUCGAGUGCUGGCUGGACUAUGGGGCAUUCUGCCUCCUGCUCGAGGAAACAACCAAAGCACAUGAGUGCUUCCAGCAGGCUCUUUCUCUGGAUCCCAAUCACAUCCAGAGUUUGCUGCUGUGUGGGAUUACAGCUGCCAUGCUGCAGCACAAUGAAGAGGCAGAGGUUUUAUUUGAGGACGCCUGCUGCUUGGAGCCAUCCAGCGUGGUGGCCUGGACACUUUCAGGUUUGUUUUAUGAACUGCAGGAUAAUAAUAUUCAGGCAGAAAUGGCCUUCCGUGAGGCUAAAAAGCUCUUGCAAGCACAGCUCGCCAAGGAGAGGAGCAUCCCUGAGGCUGCUGAGGGAGAAGGAGAGAAGGUUCCAGAUGGUUCUGCUGACAAACUGACAAAGGUGGCAGAGCCUGCCCCAGCCUGUGUGGCACCCAAGGAAGAGGUGACUGCACCAGAGGCAGCCCCAAAAGCACCAUCCCCUGCUUCAGGACUUGGACAACCUCCCUGCACAAUUUUCAUGAAGACAGUGGAAUUCCUGAUGAAAGCCAAUGCUGUCCAGUUUGUUCACAAGGCCCUUGCCCAUGAGCUGCUGAGCCUCGAGGGAGGUCCCUCCAGUGGGUACUACUUGGCACUGGCCCAGACUUACUUGCUGAAAGAAGAACUCUCCAAAUGUGAAGAAUGUCUCUGUGAGGCUGUUAGGAUUGACUGCAUGAAUCCAAAUAUCUGGGCUCAGAAAGGGCACCUCUGCUACCUGAAGAAAGACUUUGGUGAGGCAAAGGAGUGCUAUGAGCGAACCGUGGGGUUUAUGGAGGAUGCUGAGGAUAUGCACAUAGUCUACCUGCGCCUGGGCUCCAUCUACCUGGAGGAGAAAUUGUACGGCCAGGCGAAGAAGAUCUACCUGCUCGCCUGCAACAACUCCUCAUCCUGCCUCACCUGGCUGGGGGUGGGAAUCGCCUGCUACAGGCUGAAGGAGAUGGUGGAAGCAGAAGAUGCCCUCUCUGAAGCCAAUGCCCUCAAUAACACCAACGCUGAAGUGUGGGCAUAUCUCUCCCUCAUCUGCCUGCACGGAGGACGGCGUAUGGAGGCAGAGCAGUGCUACAAGUACGUCUGCAAGCUGGGGCUGACGAACGACUCGCUGCUGCGGGAGCUCCGCGCCGCCCAGCUGCGGUUCGGCUUCGGCAACCCGGAGCUCUGA